GCCGGGCAUCACACCUGAGCCGGACGGACGGCGGAGGGGCUGCACCUGGCCUUAUGGGCCAGUUGAGUUGAUGAGGGAAGAACUCUCUCCAGCCCUUGACCUCCCACCACUGUCUCCAGCCUAGAAAGAGGCUGAGAAGAAAGCCAAGGUGAUUGCAGUAAUGAACGCUGUGGAAGAAAACCAGGGGUCCGGCGAGUCUCAGAAGGUGGAGGAGGCCAGCCCUCCUGCAGUGCAGCAGCCCACUGACCCCGCGUCCCCCACUGUGGCCACCACCCCUGAGCCUGUGGGGGCUGACACAGGGGACAAGAACGCCACCAAAGCAGCUGAUGACGAACCAGAGUACGAGGACGGCCGGGGCUUUGGCAUUGGGGAGCUGGUGUGGGGGAAACUGCGGGGCUUCUCCUGGUGGCCAGGCCGCAUUGUGUCUUGGUGGAUGACGGGCCGGAGUCGAGCACCUGAAGGCACCCGCUGGGUCAUGUGGUUCGGAGACGGCAAGUUCUCAGUGGUGUGUGUUGAAAAGCUGAUGCCGUUGAGCUCCUUCUGCAGCGCUUUCCACCAGGCCACCUACAACAAGCAGCCCAUGUACCGCAAAGCCAUCUACGAAGUGCUGCAGGUGGCCAGCAGCCGAGCCGGGAAGCUGUUCCCAGCGUGCCAUGACAGCGAUGAGAGCGACACUGCCAAGGCCGUGGAGGUGCAGAACAAGCAGAUGAUCGAAUGGGCCCUCGGAGGGUUCCAGCCCUCUGGCCCCAAGGGCCUGGAACCACCAGAAGAGGAGAAGAACCCCUACAAAGAAGUUUACACAGACAUGUGGGUUGAACCCGAGGCAGCUGCCUAUGCGCCACCCCCACCAGCCAAAAAGCCCCGGAAGAGCACAACUGAGAAGCCCAAGGUCAAGGAGGUUAUCGAUGAACGCACAAGAGAGCGGCUGGUGUACGAGGUGCGGCAGAAGUGCCGGAACAUCGAAGACAUUUGCAUCUCUUGUGGGAGCCUCAACGUCACCCUGGAACACCCUCUCUUCAUCGGAGGAAUGUGCCAAAACUGCAAGAACUGCUUCCUGGAGUGCGCGUACCAGUACGACGACGACGGCUACCAGUCCUACUGCACCAUCUGCUGUGGGCGGCGUGAGGUGCUCAUGUGCGGGAACAACAACUGCUGCAGGUGCUUUUGCGUGGAGUGUGUGGAUCUCUUGGUGGGGCCCGGCGCCUCCCAGGCAGCCAUUAAAGAAGACCCUUGGAACUGCUACAUGUGCGGGCACAAGGGCACCUACGGGCUGCUGCGGAGGCGGGACGACUGGCCCUCGCGGCUGCAGAUGUUCUUCGCCAACAACCACGACCAGGAAUUUGACCCUCCGAAGGUUUACCCACCUGUCCCAGCCGAGAAGAGGAAGCCCAUCCGGGUGCUGUCUCUGUUUGACGGAAUUGCUACAGGGCUCCUGGUGCUGAAGGACCUGGGCAUUCAGGUGGACCGCUACAUCGCCUCGGAGGUGUGCGAGGACUCCAUCACGGUGGGCAUGGUGCGGCACCAGGGGAAGAUCAUGUACGUCGGGGACGUCCGCAGCGUCACGCAGAAGCAUAUCCAGGAGUGGGGCCCGUUCGACCUGGUGAUUGGGGGCAGUCCGUGCAAUGACCUCUCCAUCGUCAACCCUGCCCGCAAGGGACUCUACCAGGGCACUGGCCGGCUCUUCUUUGAGUUCUACCGCCUCCUGCAUGACGCGCGGCCCAAGGAGGGAGAUGACCGCCCCUUCUUCUGGCUCUUUGAGAAUGUGGUGGCCAUGGGCGUUAGUGACAAGAGGGACAUCUCACGAUUUCUCGAGUCCAACCCUGUGAUGAGGAGGCCGUUGGCAUCCACUGUGAAUGACAAGCUGGAGCUGCAGGAGUGUCUGGAACACGGCAGAAUAGCCAAGUUCAGCAAAGUGAGGACCAUCACCACGAGGUCGAACUCUAUAAAGCAGGGCAAAGACCAGCAUUUCCCCGUCUUCAUGAAUGAGAAAGAGGACAUCUUAUGGUGCACUGAAAUGGAAAGGGUGUUCGGCUUCCCUGUCCACUAUACCGACGUUUCCAACAUGAGCCGCUUGGCGAGGCAGAGACUGCUGGGCCGGUCGUGGAGCGUGCCGGUCAUCCGCCACCUCUUCGCUCCGCUGAAGGAAUAUUUUGCUUGUGUGUAAGGGACAUGAGGGCAAACUGAGGUAGUGAUACAGAGUUAAAAACAAACAAACAAACAAAAAAAAACACACAAAAAAAACCACAAAGAACAUGAGGAUGGAAAGAAGUAUCAGCACCCAGAAGAGAAAGGAAUUUAAAACAAAAACCAGAGGCGGAAAUACCGGAGGGCUUUGCCUGGUGAAAAGGGUUGGACAUCAUCUGGUUUUUCAAUGUUAAUCUUUAGUCCUAUUUAAAAACAAUAUCAUGUUCCCUAGCCCCCCCCCCCUUUUUUUUGGUCAGAUCUUUUGUUUUCUACUCUUUUCAGAGGGGUUUUCUGUUUGUUUGGGUUUUUGUUUCUUGCUGUGACUGAAACAAGAGGGUUUAUUGCAGCAAAAAUUAACAACAAAACAUUGUAACAAUACCUUGCCGAGAGAGAAGAAAAAAAGGAAAUUCUAUGGAAAUCUAUAUAUUGGUAUUGGAUUUUUUUUUAACUAUAUAACUUUUUGUUGUUGUCUCUAGCCUGAUCAGAUAGGAGCACAAGCAGGGGGCGGAAAGUAGAGACACACUCAGGAGGCCGAGACCCCUCCCAGCCACUGAGCUGUCUUGCUAGCACCAUUCCUGGUCAUGCAAAGCAGAACCCAACUAGCAGCAGGGAGAGGACACCACAAGACCCUUUAAACAGUAUUUCAGGUGCCUACCACACAGGAAACCUUGAAGAAAACCAGUUUCUAGAGCCGCUGUUACCUCUUGUUUACAGUUUAUAUAUAUAUGAUAGAUAUGAGAUAUAUAUAUAAAAGGUACUGUUAACUACUGUA
Myotis myotis is the source of this 2956-nucleotide messenger RNA. Its product is annotated as DNA (cytosine-5)-methyltransferase 3A-like. Gene Ontology annotation, cellular component: cytoplasm; nucleus. Gene Ontology annotation, biological process: negative regulation of DNA-templated transcription. NCBI's taxonomy places the organism in Eukaryota, Metazoa, Chordata, Mammalia, Chiroptera, Vespertilionidae. The record is from RefSeq and is a predicted model, not a curated record. Gene Ontology annotation, molecular function: DNA (cytosine-5-)-methyltransferase activity.